Molecule: messenger RNA, 870 nt
Organism: Lycium ferocissimum
Lineage: Eukaryota; Viridiplantae; Streptophyta; Magnoliopsida; Solanales; Solanaceae
Product: altered inheritance of mitochondria protein 3-like
Exons: 1
Coding region: 1-870 (289 amino acids)
Source: RefSeq, a predicted model, not a curated record
AUGACCCACAAAAAUCAAGAUAACUACCAAUCGCCUCCACCAACCAACUAUAUAACUACUUCACUCCAAUAUAGCCCGAUGCUUGUGUGCUACACACAACUUGGCUACCAAGCUCCACAACCAAAUUACCAAAUACCAGCACCUAGCAACCAAGCUCCACGCCCAAAUUAUCGAAUGCCAGCACCCAAUAACCAAGCUCCAAUAAAUCAAGAUUUCCAAAACCUGCCUCCACCAGCAAACUAUGAGGCACCACAAAAGAAACCUAUAAGAGUAUUCACUCCUUUACCGGAACCAAGGGUUAGAUUGUUUGCCAAAUUAAGAGACGCUGGUCGAAUGAAUGUUGUUCCACCAAAGCCUGCUAAUCCCAAGGACCGAUGGUAUAGGCCAGAUUUCACUUGCACCUAUCAUUCUAACAUAGUUCGCCAUACCACUGAAUAUUGCAUAAACUUAAGGCACAAACUACAAGAUAUGAUUGACAAUCAUGAGCUUAUCCUGGAACCAACACCUCAAAAUGUGGACACAAAUCCUCCCUCGAAGCAUGAAGGGAAUCAAAUUCACAUGAUAGAAAGAGGUGAUGAAUGGGAGAGGAGCCCCGUGAUCAUUCAUCCAGAUAUUGAAAGGUUGGAAAGCACCGACGCCUCGUUGCCCUUACAUGAGCGAAAAGAAGUAUUAAGCCCUUUGAUGAGAAAAUCUGAGAUGUCCCAGUCAUCUGUUAUAGCCAAGAAAGAGCCCUUUCUGCUCAAAUAUCCCUCAACAGUCGCUCAAAUUCAAAACGAGCCGUUCGUACUCAAAACAUCAGGGCCAAUUGAGAAUGCACCUUUUGUGAUCAAAUCACCGCACCUAACGAUGGUCAAUAAAAAAAAGAGAUAA